This is a messenger RNA of Rhopalosiphum maidis (corn leaf aphid), 1554 nucleotides long. Its product is annotated as KICSTOR complex protein kaptin-like. Gene Ontology annotation, biological process: cellular response to amino acid starvation; actin filament organization; negative regulation of TORC1 signaling. Bases 164 to 1387 code for a protein of 407 amino acids. The transcript is spliced from 9 exons. Gene Ontology annotation, cellular component: KICSTOR complex; actin cytoskeleton; lamellipodium. The record is from RefSeq and is a predicted model, not a curated record. Gene Ontology annotation, molecular function: actin filament binding. NCBI's taxonomy places the organism in Eukaryota, Metazoa, Arthropoda, Insecta, Hemiptera, Aphididae.
AUUUACAUUCGUUUGACGUUAUAGCACAAGCCAUAAAUGCACAUUCGAAAGUCGCAACGAGUGCCGUCGGACCUGUUUAUCUGUAGACGUGUCGUUUUAUAUACAUUUUAUAAAAACGAGUACAAACAAUUUGUGUAUCAAGUCUUGAGGAAAAUUAAAGAAAAUGGAUGGAUUAGUACAGUCGGUAGUGUACGACACAUCGUGCCCUGCGAAUAUUUAUUCAGCAACAAUAAUGCGUAAAGUCGACGGAGACCAAAAGAUUGUUAUGAUCGCUUCAAAAAAAGACAUGAUUACUCUGGAGUCGAAAAUAGUAGACAAUAAGGUCGAAACUUAUAUUGUAGAACUCAAUUUUUCUAAUAUUCCAAGUAAUGCUGAAAUCAUUUCUAUACACUGCAUUAACAGAUGCAAAGAGUAUGAUGAUUUUGUUUUUGGAAUAACGUUUGCAUUGAUUAUAGAAAACGAAGAUCCUGAAACAGCUGAAACAUACUUAAAUAUAUACUCAGGAUUUCCUGGUUCAUCAUUAGAAGCUAUAAUGGAAAAUUGUGAAACACUUCAAUUGGAUUUUGUUCCAUUUCAAUUGAACCAUGCCAUUUAUAUGUCGGAAACACAAAAAAAUGGCAUGUGGCUGUUAUCAGGAAGUGAUGGAAAAAUACACGCUUAUAAGAAUGAACAACAUAUUGUUGAAAAAAGAAUUGAGGAUUAUUUUAUUGAAUUUGAAGAUACAAAAGACUCCAUUGUUCUGUGUUUUGGUACCAAAUCAUUUAGUAACUACAAAAAAAGAAUGUCAUAUUAUGGAUGUGAAACAGGAUAUUCAAUGUUCUCAAUUGUAGAUUCGGAAAAAAAUCAGAUACUACGUUGUUUUUCAGAACGUUAUGAAUCACCAAUAACAGUCAUGCAAUUGUUUAACAUACACAAAAAAACUGUUGACAUUGACAAUAUUCCUUCAGUUGAAGAUGAUUUCAUAGCAGAUUGUGAUACUGUAAAUGAAAAAGAACAAAUCUGUUUACUAGUAGGAAGUGCAAUUGAAAGUGCUGUUGUAUAUAUGAAUGUGUUGGAAAAUAAUUUAAGAAAUGCAAUUACGUUAACUGAUAGUAAUAGGCACCAAGCUAUUGUAUGUGCUUUAAUCACAGAUGUAAAUUUUGAUUCCAAAAAUGAAAUACUACUUGGAACUUACGGAAAUUAUAUUUUAAAUUAUGUCUAUGAAAAUAACAAUUGGGUGGAACAACAACAAUUUGAUAUGAGGGACUCUGUUUAUACAAUUUGUUACUUAGAUAUAGUUGGCGAAGGAGUGAAUGAUGUAGUUGUAAUGAGCGAGAGAGGAAUACAUAUUUUAAAACAUGAACCUAGGUAUAUAGUUGAAGUACUAAAAAAUCGUUUAAAACUAUAGAAAGUUGAAGAAAACUGAAGGUAUUACUGAAAUUAUAAAUUGGUGGUUAUUUAAUUUUUAUUACACAGUCAAUAUAUGAUACCUUUAUAAUGAAUUUAAAGAUAAUAUAUUAAAUUGUAUAUUUGAUUUAAGAAUGAUUCACAAAUAAAUGUCGCAUUACCAUGUUA